ACCACAGCCGCACACCCCUACAUCCAGAAGCAUGGCAGCACUGACAUCGGUCGCUAGGUUCCUUGUAUACGCUCUGUGUACUCUCCUGUAUCGGCACUGUUACUGUCUCAAAUGCUACACUUGUCCCUUGACGUCAUGGGUGGACCCUGUGUCGACCAACCUGAACUGUUUGGCGAACAGCACCGAACAAACAUGCCUAGCUGAUGAGGACAGAUGCUACAGUGUGACGUCAGAGACAAGGGGCGUCACCGUUCAAAAAGGAUGCACAAGGAGUGAACGUUGCCUUGGAAACAGAAUCUGCUGCAGUCGGGAUUUCUGUAACGCAGGAUCCGACAGCCAUCUAAAGACUGGCCACGGGAAAGCAUGCACUGACGUUUCUUACUGCGUGCAAGGAGAAGGCAACAUGGUUUGCAGUGCCCGCAGUCAGGGUGGAGCAGCCAAGGUGUGCCGCUGUGAAGGGGCCAGGUACAAGUUCGGGGCCGUGUGCAGAAGUAUGAGCCGAGUGGGUGGACAUUGUCUUCAAGAUGAACACUGUCUUCCAUACAACUCUUUCUGUGAGAACAAUCGAUGCCGCUGCGGACACUAUUUCUACGCUAACGAUACAGUUUGUAUGAUCAAAGUUGGUUUGUCUGCAUGGUGCACAGAGGACUUCCAGUGUCGGCCGGAGCACUCUCAAUGUGAUGCUGGAGCUUGUCUGUGUAAACCGGGCUAUGACACACAGUUUGGAACAGGACAGUGUUCAGCAUGUGCAACACUGACAAAUCCUAUCUUUCUACUCUUCCUGAUGCCUGUCAUCUCUAUAAGGUGUGACUACAGAUAGAACAUAUCAGGCCACCACAUCCUCCUGAUCAUCUGUCAUCUGUGGAAUACGACUAUAACUAGAACACAUCACAGCUACCUUCUCCUGAUGCCCGUCUUCCUGUCAUCUGUGGAAUACGACUAUAACUAGAACACAUCACAGCUACCUUCUCCUGAUGCCCGUCUUCCUGUCAUCUGUGGAAUAUGACUACAUCUAGAACACAUCACAGC
Haliotis rufescens (red abalone) is the source of this 1029-nucleotide messenger RNA. RefSeq lists its product as uncharacterized. The coding region runs from base 32 to 820 and encodes 262 amino acids. The transcript has 7 exons. Lineage: Eukaryota; Metazoa; Mollusca; Gastropoda; Lepetellida; Haliotidae. The record is from RefSeq and is a predicted model, not a curated record.